Molecule: messenger RNA, 1101 nt
Organism: Cryptotermes secundus
Lineage: Eukaryota; Metazoa; Arthropoda; Insecta; Blattodea; Kalotermitidae
Product: KH domain-containing, RNA-binding, signal transduction-associated protein 2
Exons: 6
Coding region: 130-1101 (323 amino acids)
Biological process (GO): regulation of alternative mRNA splicing, via spliceosome
Cellular component (GO): nucleus
Molecular function (GO): mRNA binding
Source: RefSeq, a predicted model, not a curated record
ACCAAAAUCCAAUUUCAGGUCGGACCUAAGAGCAGUUUCGAGUGGACUCUUGAAGAGCAAGCGAAAGAAAAUAGCAGAGUGCCAAAGACACGGGUGGUAGGGGGUGUCAGAAUAGCGAAAAGAAGGGAAAUGACAGAUAUGGAGAUUGGGAGUGGUGGGGUCAUGAGAAGGGGGGAAGGGAUGGAAGAGUAUCCGUCACGUGAUCUGAAUCAUCAAACAAGUGGUUGCAGCGCCGUCAGCAGUCAGCAGCAGCAACAGCAACAGCCGGGCCCACCGACCCCCCAUCACACCAGGCAGCAAGAUGGCAGCAACAUUAGUGAGAAGAGUUUGAACGGUUCGUCAAACGCAAGGAGAGGUGGAGACGGGGUGGAGCAGCGCCGCAUGGUGGACAUAACGAGAGACAAGCCCAUCAAAGUGACUGUACGGGUCGUUGUGCCGGUUCGAGACCAUCCAAAGUUUAACUUCGUGGGGAAGCUGUUGGGGCCCAAAGGCAACUCCCUAAAGAGACUGCAGGAGGACACAAUGACGAAAAUGGCGAUUCUGGGCAGAGGCUCCAUGAGGGACAAGCACAAGGAAGAAGAACUGAGGUGUUCUGGGGACCCCAAGUUCUCUCAUCUUAGUGACGAUCUGCACGUCGAGAUCACAGCCUUCGCGCCGCCGGCGGAAGCACAUGCUAGGAUCGCCUAUGCACUAGCGGAAGUGCGCAGGUUCUUAGUUCCGGACUACAACGAUGAAAUUCGCCAGGAACAGAUGUGGGAGAUACAGAUCCUGAACACGCAGCGCACUAACAAGGGAGAGCUCCCUGCUGGAGACAGCACCGCCAGCUCUAGCAGCACAGGAAGCAUGUCUCCCUGCACCCCACCCCUACCAUUGGCAGCUGAAUCACCGCCCCCACCACCCGCAGCGCAUGGACUCGUCCUAGCUCCACAGCACCCUGCACUCAGGGGUCUCGAACCCAGGACAUUCAUGGCGGCGGCAGCAGCAGUAACGUCAGUAGAUAGAGAUCUCUUGUUACGAAUCAGUAACAUUGCAGAUAUCGUUCUGAGCAUGCGCACUGCGCAUUGCCAGGAACCUAAGUUUUACACCUUUUACACGCCAUAA